UCUGUAUGCCUACUUUGCAAGAGGAUUUUCUCGCUUGUUCACUUUGCAUUGUUGAUGCGUCAGUCCUUUCUUCCUCCUCUCUUCCAGGGGCUGGAGGGGCAGAGCCAGACGGAGGAGCCGGCACUGCGGAGCUGCCACCUGAUUGGCUGGACGGUCGCGGCUGGACUAUAAAGGAGGCCCCUGCAGGCUUGCGAGGGAGACGCUCAGAGCAUUCUGACUGCAUCUUCACAGGGGAGGAGGCAACGUGCGCUCAAAACAGACGCCACAGCUCCUCCUGCCGCAUUUUUUGCUUGUUUACCAAUCCCACGCUGUUAAACAAGAUGUGCAAAGGACUUGCAGGUCUGCCGGCUUCUUGCUUGAGGAGUGCAAAAGAUAUGAAGCAUCGGCUAGGGUUCUUGCUGCAGAAGUCUGAUUCCUAUGAACAUAAUUCUUCCCACAGCAAGAAGGACAAAGUGGUUAUUUGCCAGAGGGUGAGCCAAGAGGAAGUGAAGAAAUGGGCUGAAUCACUGGAAAACCUGAUUAGCCAUGAAUGUGGGCUGGCAGCAUUCAAAGCUUUCUUGAAGUCUGAAUACAGUGAGGAGAACAUUGACUUCUGGAUCAGCUGUGAAGAGUACAAAAAAAUCAAAUCACCAUCUAAACUAAGUCCCAAGGCCAAAAAAAUCUAUAAUGAAUUCAUCUCAGUCCAGGCAACCAAAGAGGUGAACCUGGAUUCUUGCACCAGGGAGGAGACAAGCCGAAACAUGCUGGAGCCUACAAUAACCUGCUUUGAUGAGGCGCAGAAGAAGAUCUUUAACCUGAUGGAGAAGGAUUCCUACCGCCGCUUCCUCAAGUCCCGAUUCUAUCUUGACUUGGCCAACCCUUCCAGCUUUGGGUCAGAUAAGCAGAAAGGAGCCAAGAGUUCUGCAGACUGUGCUUCCCUGGUCCCCCAGUGUGCCUAGUUCUCACUUGGAGCAAGGGCUGAAAUGCCAAGACUCUAUGCUCUGGAAAACCUGAGGCCAAAUAUUGAUCUGUAUUAAGUUCCAGUGCUUUAUCCACAUUGUAGCCUAAUAGUCAUGCUGCCUGCCAUGUGUGAGUCACUUCUACAUAUAAACUAGGUCUAGUUUUGGUGUUUGAGUGUUCAUCAGGGUGGGGCCCCACACCAGUCCAAUUUUCCCGAGUUUCUUUUAGGGGGCCAUGUGAGCAAGUAUCUAAAUAAUUGCCUUGUAGGUCUGGAUUUUCAAAGAUUGUUGGCAGUUCUUUCCUCCCAACAGUUUGACCUCAGGUUGGUUGGUUAGGACAUGUCACGAGACAUCCACACGCACACAUAUUCUGUUAGCCAGCACUUUCUCCAGACUCUAGAUGUUGAGAUGAGGUUGAUCUAUUUAUGUAAGUGUAUGUAUGUAUAUUAUAUAUAUAUUCACAUACACACAUGCACAUUCUGUAUAUAUAUAUAUAGAUGUCUGUGUAUACAUAUGUGUGUGUGAGUGUGUAUAUAUACACACACACACAUUUCUGCAAGGGUAGAUGGGGAAGACCCUAGGUGCUCAUAACUAGAGUGUGUGCAUGUACUUACAUGCAUGUUCGAUCUAUGAUCUUUCAUACUGCAUUUGAACAGGGCAAAACUGAGCUAAUUGCCAUGCAAGCUAAAAAAGAAAUGCUAACCUGUGGAAAGUUGGUUCUGUAAAACUCCAUGGGUCUUGCUAGAGAAGCAUCAUCCAAGGGAAUUUAUGCUUAAUGUAACUACUGACAGCCUCCGCCUCGAGCACUGUUCUAAGGAGCAAAUACCAUAAAAAUAAUGUACCUGACUGGCACUGAGCUGUCUUGGGCUGGUUGUCACUAAUGGCACUUUUGAGUUCCUAAGCUGUCAGCUUCUUCUUUGCCUGGGUGCUCAAGGCAUGCUUCUUAGCAGCUGGUUUGUGUGAAAUUGGAGACAGGAUGCUUGAGCUGAAUGAAGAAAUGCAGUUGAAACUUUGCCAGCUAUAUCUACCAUAAGUUACUGGCUGAGCAAGGAUGCAGAAUUUAAAACUUACUAUUUUUACCCUCUAUCCUUUAUUCCUCUCUUGAUCAAGGUGCUCUUCUCAUUUUAUUUUUCCUGAGGACCUUAGCCAUCAGAUGAAACUCUUUAGUUCAUUGUGGUUAGUUGUGGUUUUUUUCCUCCUCCAUACUGUCUCCAGGCAAAAUGCUUAUGUUUAUAAACCAGCAGCAGGAGAAAGAUUGUAUUUCAUAAAGGGGAAACAAGUUUCACAAACUGAAAAGCCACCCUAAGUUUUCUCUUGCAAAGUAGAAUCUUAAUUUCAUCCCCUACAUCAGAGCUAACUGAAACUGAAAGCAUUUCUUUUUAGGCUCUGAGAUUAACUGUGAGGACAAAAUAAAGAUGUAUAAAAUAAGAUAUAUAAAAUUUAAAAAGAUACUAAUUGUUAGAACUACUGUUUGAAACUUUUCAAGGCACAUUGAAAUACUUGAAAAUUUCUCACUCAUGUUAUUUAUGAUGUUGUUUUGUAUGUGUUUUUAUUAUUAUGUUGUUUUAUAAAUGGAGGUGCAGGAUAUCACCUGAAUUAUUAAUGAAUGCCCAGGAAGUAAUUUUCUUCUCAUUCUUCUAAAAUGACUGCCUUUGAAAGUGUGCAUACACACAUACACACACACAUUACAUGCAUGAGCACCUUUGUGGCUUUUAAGUCAAUGUACUGGGCUGCAAAAAGAAGACCCCAGAGUGUGUGUAUACAAGUCUUAAUGCAGUAAAGAUGUAGGAUAUCUAAAUGUACCCUUCUUGUGUCUCUGGCAAUCUUGCCUUUAAUAUCUCCAGAGUUCCUCAUCAGUUUCCCUUUCUGUUAUACACAGUUCCACAAUGUUGUCUCUAGUUGACUUCAAAUGUAUAACUUAUUGCCCUAUUAUAACUGUCAUGACUUUCAGAUUGUAUCUGAACUCACAGACUGCUGUCUCGCACAUAGGUCUGGAGGGUCAUUCUGAAUGAGAAGUAAAUUAUUUUACACAAUACAUUUUUGAGUGUGGUUUUCGACUGUAUUUUUCUGUUAUUACAUCACCAUUUCAUAUGGUGAGCUUGCUUGCUCAUGUCCAUGCACAGAAUACUCCCUCCUUAUGCAUGCCUAUUUCUACCAUGUGCUUUCUAGGCCUCAAAGCUGAUGCUUCCAGUGAAACACACGCAUCUUAUCAAUAAGGGUCAAUAAACGCUUCAUAUGAAACUA
Messenger RNA from Carlito syrichta (Philippine tarsier), 3182 nucleotides. RefSeq names its product regulator of G protein signaling 4 (gene RGS4). The transcript has 5 exons. NCBI's taxonomy places the organism in Eukaryota, Metazoa, Chordata, Mammalia, Primates, Tarsiidae. The record is from RefSeq and is a predicted model, not a curated record. Bases 6 to 938 code for a protein of 310 amino acids.